UCAUCAUACAUGCUCCUUUAUCCUUCAAAUCCAUGGCCAUACAUCCAAAGAUGUUCUUCUUCCCGGCAUGCUCCACAAUCAUUAUAUAGAUGAUCAGAUCAGCAUCGCAAGAGAACAGUUCCCAUCUCUUUUUCUGCACCAUAGUACAUACAUACACCAUCUAGUAACAUACUCUUUGCUUUCCUCUCCAUUCUUUCCAUGUUGGCGUCCACUUAAAUCUUCCACAAAGCCAUCCCUCGACCCUUUCCUUCUUUUUUUCCUGGCCUUUAUUAUUUUCCCAUCCUCUCCUCUCCAAUGGCACUAUCCUCUACAAAUAAAUUUCGAAAGCAGGUGACGCUUUCGCCCAUGCCAUUCCUUGCACUCCACCCAUGCCCCCCUCGCCCCGUCCAAGCCCAACAAGUGCUCGCCACUGCUCCACCAACACCGCCGCCGUACCUCUGUGCAGCAAUGGCGACGGCCCCGCCGGCGAUCCCGUUGCCGGACUACCAGGUGUCCGGGGCGGCCGCGGCCCACCAGCGGGGCUCCGUCGGCCCGUUCGUCGGGGUGCUCGCGGCGGUGCUGCUGCUCACCGCCAUGUCAUGCUUCUUCGGCCGGGUGUGCGCGGCGCACGCGCAGGGGCCUGACGAGUGGUACGACUGCGCGAGGCUCGCCGGCCGCCGGAGAUGCUGGUGGUGGCGGGCGCCUCGGCGGCCGGUCAGGCCGGCCGAGGAGGAGGCCAAGCCGCCGCGGGCGAUGCCGUUGCCUGAGCCGUGAACGAUCGAUCGGCCUCAGGCUUUCUGCCCUUCUCUUUGCUGCAGUUUGCAGGAUUUGAAGAGAAGAUAACAGAAACGAUACCUGUUGUUUCCUCCUCCAAUCCUCAACCCCUUCUUUCAGCAUGGUGGCCGUAAUCACGACCGACAAUGGCAGUAGCGCGCUUACCGCUGAGU
Triticum dicoccoides is the source of this 926-nucleotide messenger RNA. RefSeq lists its product as uncharacterized. The transcript is spliced from 2 exons. NCBI's taxonomy places the organism in Eukaryota, Viridiplantae, Streptophyta, Magnoliopsida, Poales, Poaceae. The record is from RefSeq and is a predicted model, not a curated record. Bases 295 to 753 code for a protein of 152 amino acids.